AUGCAGAGACCGAGAGCCCCAGACGCCUCCCGCCAAAGCCCGGAGGCCCACCCGGGGCCCGAGUCCCGCCUGCGGACCCGGCGCCACCCCCUUAGCCCGCCCCGCCCACUCGGCCCCUCCCCCCGGCGACCGCCCCGGGCCCGAAGCAGCAAAAGGAACUCGGGCCAGACCCGGGAGGUCGCGUACACGUUCCGGCAGGGGCCCCAGGGCAGACUCCGGCUCCGCGCGUGGUCGGCCUCCCUCGCCGGGGUCCGGCCGGCCGACGCCACUCACCCGCCGACGGCAGGACAAAGGCCGCGGCCGCCACCGACCCGGUCUGCGCCUGCGCGGGCGGGCAACGGACUACAACUCCCAGAGAGCCGUGCGCGCUCCCGGUCGCUUCCUGCUGGCCCCGCCCCCACCCAGAGUGCUGCGGCCGAGGCAGCAGGGCUCGGGGUGCAGUCCCGCCGACCCCCGCCCCACUUGGCCUUACCUCUUGGCAUCCACCCUCUCCCAGACCGCGCUCACCCGCCAACAGAAGGGCGAAAGCCGCAGCUACCACCGACCGGGUCUGCGCCUGCGCGGGAGGGCGCCGAACUACAACUCCCAGAGGGCUGCGCGCAGGCUCUGGGCGCAUCUGCCCCCGCCCUCCGGAAUGGCAGGUCCCGGGUUCGAGUCCUGACGCCGCAGGUUCGCUCGCUCGGUCGCCCGGUCGCCCUUCUCUGCCCACCCUGGUGGGACGACGCCUCCGCGCUCGUGUGCUGA
Molecule: messenger RNA, 744 nt
Organism: Choloepus didactylus (southern two-toed sloth)
Lineage: Eukaryota; Metazoa; Chordata; Mammalia; Pilosa; Megalonychidae
Product: proline-rich protein HaeIII subfamily 1-like
Exons: 2
Coding region: 1-744 (247 amino acids)
Source: RefSeq, a predicted model, not a curated record